This is a messenger RNA of Cyclocybe aegerita, 1095 nucleotides long. The record is from the annotation of a GenBank genome assembly. Lineage: Eukaryota; Fungi; Basidiomycota; Agaricomycetes; Agaricales; Hemipholiotaceae.
AUGGACUGCAGGAGGAUUGCCGACCAGGUCUACAACCUUGCGGACGCUGGAACAUCAGAUUCAUUGACACCGUUGGUGAAAGAGGCGCUAGAGGUCAUAGACUGCUGUUUGGACACCCAUGGACCAGACAACGUUUCGCUCAGUUUUAACGGAGGGAAGGACUGCACUGUCCUACUGCACCUGUACGCUGGGGCCCUCGCACGCAGACUACAACCAUCCGAGUCCAUGAAACCCAUCCACGCAAUCUACAUUCCUGUACCUUCGCCGUUCGCAGAGCUGGAACAUUUCAUCGACCAAGCGAUGGAGUCAUAUAACUUGGACUUAUUCUCAUGUCGACCCUCGGCGCCCCAGGUGGAGAGCGUAUCAACACCUAUACCCCGCCAGAACGGAAAGGACUACGUCAGCGCCCCAGCGCCAGUCGGCAAAGCUAAGGGCGGAGAGGGUAUGCGACAAGCACUGCAGACAUACAAGGACCACUUCCCACAUAUCACAGCCAUAUUGAUAGGAACGCGCCGGACCGACCCACAUGGCGCAAAACUAUCGCACCGAAACAUGACCGAUAAUGGUUGGCCAGCCUUCGAACGCGUCAACCCGAUUAUCAACUGGUCGUAUGGGGAUGUAUGGUCGUUCUUGAGAAGGCUGAGUGUGCCGUACUGUCGUUUAUAUGACGAAGGAUACACUUCUCUUGGAUCAACUUUCAACACCUUCCCUAACCCGGCCCUCCUAAUGUGCUCGCCGCCUUCACCAUCAACCGAAAUCCAAACCCCACUAACCGCGUCCUCCGUCAUCACUCCCUCAGCCGUCCUUGCGCAUGUAAUGGCCAACACACAUUCUGAACCUGAGUCCCCAGAAGGCGACCCUAUGUCGCCAACGGGUGUGCUCUCGUCCUACAUUUCGAAAACGCACACGAAGCCAAACGGUGUUGCACCUGAUUCUGUCACUGGGCACGCGCGAAAGAGCAUAAUCGUUGACACGAAAACGAAAUGCAACGGAAACCCGGUGUCACGAUAUUUGCCUGCUUAUGAGCUGAAAGACGGCAAUCUGGAGAGGUCUGGAAGGGCGUCAAUUCAGCCUCAAACGACGCACGACCAGUGA